GUUGGCCCGGACGUGGCAGUUAGUCGGCUGUAGUCCUGAGUGGAAACCUCGGCAUCCAGAUUACUGGAGUAUUAGAUUAUUCUUUUUCAGGGGCUGAUAUCAGUUUUUUUCUUUCGUGGUUUCAAACAUCCGCGACCAGUAAUGGGGCUUACUAUCUCGAAUGUAUUUAACCGUCUUUUUGGCAAAAAACAGAUGAGGAUUUUGAUGGUUGGGCUGGAUGCUGCAGGAAAAACGACUAUCUUGUACAAACUGAAGCUUGGUGAAAUUGUGACCACCAUCCCAACCAUUGGUUUCAACGUGGAGACAGUAGAGUAUAAAAAUAUCAGUUUCACCGUGUGGGAUGUGGGUGGCCAGGACAAGAUCAGGCCCCUCUGGAGACAUUACUUUCAGAAUACACAGGGCCUCAUCUUUGUAGUAGACAGUAACGACAGAGAGAGAGUGAGAGAGGCUGCCGAGGAGCUUUCAAAGAUGCUGAGUGAGGAUGAGUUGAGAGAUGCCGUUCUUCUGGUGUUUGCAAACAAGCAAGACCUUCCCAAUGCCCAGAGUGUAUCUGAAGUCACAGAGAAACUUGCUCUUAACAACCUUCGCAACAGGACUUGGUAUGUUCAGGCAACCUGCGCCACCGCGGGAAACGGACUGUAUGAAGGACUGGACUGGCUUUCUAAUGAAUUAUCGAAAAACUGACGAGGAACGACCUGACAAAGGAGAGAGAGAGAGAGACUGAAUGGCACAGGACAGAUGAGAAGAGACAGACGUGAUCCAGGAACACACAGCUUUCUUCCACCAGUGUUCACAGAAAAGUCAAGACUGGUGGACAAUAUAUUUACCUUUGGGGAAAAUUUUAAUUUCUUAUAUAUUUUUCUUUUUCAAAUCAAUUUCUUACUGUGUUAUCUCUGCCCCUGUUUUUUGCAUGAUGAGCAAAUGGCCUGUUUGGGAGAUAUCCUGCAAACAUUGAAUUAAAUAUUAUCAUCUUC
Molecule: messenger RNA, 974 nt
Organism: Cheilinus undulatus (humphead wrasse)
Lineage: Eukaryota; Metazoa; Chordata; Actinopteri; Labriformes; Labridae
Product: ADP-ribosylation factor 4-like
Exons: 6
Coding region: 142-684 (180 amino acids)
Biological process (GO): vesicle-mediated transport; intracellular protein transport
Cellular component (GO): plasma membrane; cytoplasm
Molecular function (GO): GTPase activity; GTP binding
Source: RefSeq, a predicted model, not a curated record